This is a messenger RNA of Menidia menidia (Atlantic silverside), 1503 nucleotides long. The record is from the annotation of a GenBank genome assembly. Lineage: Eukaryota; Metazoa; Chordata; Actinopteri; Atheriniformes; Atherinopsidae.
AUGAAGGCGGGGGCAUCGUCCAUGUGGGCGUCAUGCUGCGGGCUGCUGAACGAGGUGAUGGGCACGGGGACGGUGCGGGCGCAGCAGCCGGGGUUCGGAGCGGGGGCGGGGCCCUUCCGCUUCGCGCCCAGCGCAGGGUACUCCACCUACCCCCCCACCAGCUCAGGGGGCGCCGGACAGCUGUGCAAGGCCUGUGGGCUGGCUUUCUCUGUCUUCAGACGCAAGCACAUCUGCUGCGACUGUAAGAAGAGCUUCUGCGCGCUGUGCUCGGUGCUGCAGGAGGACCUGCGCUGCUGCGCCACCUGCCACCUGCUGCGCGGCACGGCCUUCCAGCGCCCGCGCCUCAUGCAGCUGCGGGUCAAGGACCUGCGCCAGUACCUGCUGCUGCGCAACAUCCCCACCGACACCUGCCGGGAGAAGGAGGACCUGGUGGACCUGGUGCUGUGCCACCGGGGCACGCGGGAGCCCCCCCGGCCCGUGCUGGAGGAGGAGGAGGAGGACGAGGAGGAGGAGGAGGAGGAAGAAGAGGAGGAGGAAGAAGAGGAGGAGGAGGAGGAGGACACGCACGAGGACGAAGAUGAAGGGGCACACGACUCAGACAGCCUGCACUCUCUCCCGCACUCGCGCGCCGCCUCGCCGCCCUGCGCCACGCGCUCCGCCUCCGAACAGUCGGCGCUGUCCGCCUCUCAGGGAGACGCGCUCAGCCCCAGCGGCAGCUCAGGGACCACCAGCCAGGAGCAUGAAGGCACGCCCACAGCAUCCCUUUUGAACCUGGAGCCGGCUGAAAGCAUCUUAGAGGUCAGCCCGGCGACACAGAGGAGGAUCAGAGCCUCGCUGUCUGAUCUCGACAAUGAAGAGGCGAUAGAGAACCUCUCCGUCCGCCAGCUGAAAGAGAUUCUCGCCAGGAACUUUGUGAAUUACUCCGGCUGCUGCGAGAAGUGGGAGCUGCUGGAGCGAGUUCAUCGACUCUACAGAGAAAACGAGCUGAACAGGAAAUCCAUGGAAAACGUGAGCAUAACAGCAGUGGUUGCAUAUCCUCCGCCUCUCUGCAACAGUGGAGUUGGAGAUGGCGUCAAAGCUCAGCUGGCAGCCGAUGAAAACCUUUGUCGCAUCUGCAUGGAUGCCAUCAUCGACUGUGUGUUACUGGAGUGUGGUCACAUGGUCACCUGUACCAAAUGUGGGAAGAGGAUGAGCGAGUGCCCCAUCUGCAGGCAAGCGGCCCUCAGGCGCGCGCACGUGGCUCCAGCCCUGACUUUACUGAGGAUAGACCGCCGUUCACGACGUCUCACAGGACCUAAUGCUGCAGCGGGCGGGAGACACUUCCCGUCCCAACGCUCCUCCCUGGUUGACAUCAUCACUCUUCCCGUCAUCGGUCUGUUAGAUGCACCACGGAAACCGCUGCCCAAUCGACUCUCCAUUCUCCGUUUUAGAUUCUGGGCACGAGAGACAGGAGGAGGCGGUCCUGUGGACACCCGGGGAGGGUCGGCCGGUUGUUUGUGGUGA